This is a messenger RNA of Rangifer tarandus platyrhynchus (Svalbard reindeer), 2343 nucleotides long. NCBI's taxonomy places the organism in Eukaryota, Metazoa, Chordata, Mammalia, Artiodactyla, Cervidae. The record is from the annotation of a GenBank genome assembly.
AUGGCCAGCGUGGAUCUGGAGAAGCUGCGGACCACCGGGGCCGGCAAGGCCAUCGGCGUGCUGACCAGCGGCGGCGAUGCGCAAGGCAUGAAUGCCGCUGUCAGAGCCGUGACUCGUAUGGGCAUUUACGUGGGGGCCAAGGUCUUUCUCAUCUAUGAGGGCUAUGAAGGCCUCGUGGAGGGAGGCGAGAACAUCAAGCAGGCCAACUGGCUCAGCGUCUCCAACAUCAUCCAGCUGGGUGGGACCGUCAUCGGCAGCGCCCGCUGCAAGGCCUUCACCACGCGGGAGGGGCGCCGGGCGGCCGCCUACAACCUGGUCCAGCGCGGCAUCACCAACCUGUGCGUCAUUGGUGGGGACGGCAGCCUCACUGGUGCCAACAUCUUCCGCAGCGAGUGGGGCAGCCUCCUGGAGGAGCUGGUGAGCGAAGGCAAGAUCUCAGAGGGCACGGCUCAGACCUAUUCGCACCUGAACAUCGCGGGGCUGGUGGGCUCCAUUGACAACGACUUCUGCGGCACCGACAUGACCAUCGGCACAGACUCGGCCCUGCACCGCAUCAUGGAAGUCAUCGACGCCAUCACUACCACUGCCCAGAGCCACCAGAGGACCUUCGUGCUGGAGGUGAUGGGACGGCACUGCGGGUACCUGGCCCUGGUGUCUGCCCUGGCCUCGGGGGCCGACUGGCUGUUCAUACCCGAGGCGCCCCCCGAGGACGGCUGGGAGAACUUCAUGUGUGAGCGGCUCGGCGAGACUCGGAGCCGAGGGUCCCGCCUGAACAUUAUCAUCAUUGCUGAGGGCGCCAUCGACCGCAACGGGAAGCCCAUCUCAUCCCGCUACGUGAAGGACCUGGUGGUCCAGAGGCUGGGCUUCGACACGCGUGUGACUGUGCUUGGCCACGUGCAGAGGGGAGGGACCCCCUCGGCGUUCGACCGCAUCCUGAGCAGCAAGAUGGGCAUGGAGGCGGUGAUGGCGCUGCUGGAGGCCACGCCCGACACGCCGGCCUGCGUGGUCAGCCUCUCAGGGAACCAGUCCGUGCGGUUGCCCCUCAUGGAGUGUGUGCAGAUGACCAAGGAGGUGCAGAAGGCCAUGGACGAGAAGAGGUUUGACGAGGCCAUCCAGCUCCGAGGCAGGAGCUUUGAGAACAACUGGAACAUUUACAAGCUGCUUGCCCACCAGAAGAUCUCCAAGGAGAAGACCAACUUCUCCCUGGCCAUCCUGAAUGUGGGGGCCCCGGCAGCCGGCAUGAACGCGGCCGUGCGCUCGGCCGUGCGUUCUGGCAUCUCCCAGGGCCACACGGUAUAUGUCGUGCACGAUGGCUUUGAAGGCCUGGCCAAGAAUCAGGUGCAAGAAGUGAGCUGGCAUGACGUGGCUGGCUGGCUGGGGCGUGGCGGCUCCAUGCUGGGGACGAAGAGGACGCUGCCCAAGGGCUACUUGGAGAAAAUUGUGGAAAACAUCCGCCUUCACAACAUCCACGCCCUGCUGGUCAUUGGGGGCUUUGAGGCCUACGAGGGGGUUCUGCAGCUGGUCGAGGCCCGUGGGCGCUACGAGGAGCUGUGCAUUGUCAUGUGCGUCAUCCCCGCCACCAUCAGCAACAAUGUGCCGGGCACUGACUUCAGCCUGGGCUCCGACACGGCCGUCAACGCCGCCAUGGAGAGUUGUGACCGAAUCAAGCAGUCGGCCUCGGGGACCAAGCGCCGUGUGUUCAUUGUGGAGACCAUGGGUGGCUACUGCGGCUACCUGGCCACUGUGACUGGCAUCGCUGUGGGGGCCGACGCUGCCUAUGUCUUCGAGGAUCCCUUCAACAUCCAAGACUUAAAGGCCAACGUGGAGCACAUGACCGAGAAGAUGAAGACGGACAUCCAGCGGGGCCUGGUGCUCCGGAAUGAGAAGUGCCAUGAACACUACACCACAGAGUUUCUGUACAACCUCUACUCCUCCGAGGGCAAGGGCGUGUUCGACUGCAGGACCAACGUCCUGGGCCACCUGCAGCAGGGUGGGGCUCCCACCCCCUUUGACCGGAACUAUGGUACGAAGCUUGGGGUGAAAGCCAUACUCUGGAUGUCGGAGAAGUUGCGGGCAGUCUAUCGCAACGGGCGGGUGUUCGCCAACGCCCCUGACUCGGCCUGCGUGAUCGGCCUGCAGAAGAAAGCGGUGGCCUUCAGCCCUGUCACCGAGCUCAAGAAGGACACCGACUUUGAGCACCGCAUGCCCCGGGAGCAGUGGUGGCUGAACCUGCGGCUCAUGCUGAAGAUGCUUGCACACUACCGCAUCAGCAUGGCCGACUACGUGUCCGGGGAGCUGGAGCAUGUCACCCGCCGCACCCUCAGCAUCGAGACUGGCUUCUGA